Molecule: messenger RNA, 892 nt
Organism: Sus scrofa (pig)
Lineage: Eukaryota; Metazoa; Chordata; Mammalia; Artiodactyla; Suidae
Source: RefSeq, a predicted model, not a curated record
CGGCUCCCUCCUCCCCCAGGUGUGGAGAAGCUCAUCCGCCACCUGCGGGCACACCGCGUGCCCUGCGCCGUGGCCACCAGCUCGGGGUCCGAGUCCUUCCAGAUGAAGACCAGCAGGCACGGGGACUUCUUCAGCCUGUUCCACCACGUCGUCCUGGGGGACGACCCCGAAGUCAGGAGCGGGAAGCCAGAGCCGGACAUCUUCCUGGCUUGUGCCAGGAGGUUCUCUCCCGUUCCUCCCGCGGAGAAGUGCCUGGUCUUUGAAGAUGCCCCCAACGGGGUGGAGGCGGCCCUCGCAGCCGGGAUGCAGGUGGUCAUGGUUCCCGAUGGAAACCUGGACCGAGCCCUGACCACCAAGGCCACCCUGGUGCUGGACUCUCUGCAGGACUUCCAGCCCGAGCUGUUUGGCCUGCCGCCCUACGAGUGAGAGGCUCCCCUCGCCCACGCGUGCGGCCCACGCUGCCCGGGAAGAGGGCAGAGGGAAGCCCAGCUCCCAGUUCUUCAGCCUGUGAAGCCUUCUCGUCCCACAGGGGCCUGGCACAUGCUCUGAACGGGUGAUGCCGUGUUCCUUGGCAGAAAGCAGAGGAGGGACAGCCCAGAGCAGAGAUGGAAAUUGUCACUUGAAGAAUCAUAGAGUAUUUGACUAAUUUGAGUUCUCUUUUUUUCUUUGAUGUUCUCAACUACGGCUGGAAAAUGUAUAUGCUUUUAUGUAUAUGUAUGUGUGUCCAUAUGUAUUUAUAUACACUGUAUACUGUAUCCCCUCCCUCUCCUUCAGGUUUCAUCUUCACACACAAUAGCAGCUAAUAAAAGGAAGGGAGAAAUUGUAUUUGGUUUGUAAUCCAAGUAGGAAACCUACAUUGUGGAGGGGUUUUUAAUAAAUUGGUCUCCUGUCA